AUGCAACUCAAUGAACUCUAUUAUUUUAUCUUUCUAGGCACAGUUCUCCUGGACCUGGAGAAGUCCGACUUACCACACAUAGCGAGAGCAGUUGUCGACAACAUGGUUCUCACAGAUCAACUUAAAGAAGAGGACAGCAACAAGGUAGUGACCGCUCUGCUUCUUCAACACAGGCAUCAACACCAGCAGCCUGGCAUGUCUAGGCGUUUGUCUUCCAAGAAGAAGAGAAAGAUUGGUCUUGGUACAGAUAAUAUCGGAUAUAAUCACAGUACAGAAGUAUUCAAGAACGGAAUUCAGAAUGGAAGCUUGAGUCAAAAUGGAAUACCUGCAAAGGUUUCUCUACUUUAUUUGCAUUUAACAAUUACAUCAAAAGAAAAGAGGCAAUAGUUAACAAUACUAAAACUUUAAAUGGAUAAUUCUUUGAAAAAGCAAACCAAAUCUAAUAUUUCAGGUGCUUGUCUUCGUAUUCAAGAUGUUAGUGAACUUAUGCAAGAGGAAGGCGACUGGGGUCCGUUUCUCGAAAGGUCCCGGAAACUUUUCGGACCCGAAGGCAAAUUUUAAAAUCCAAACGUGUCGAAUAGCAGCACAGUUCCUAGCCCAUAAACUAGUCAAUUUUGCUUCGUUAACUGAUAUUUUAUUUUGUUAUUUUCAAAAGUAUUGAAACUUUGAUCUUGAAUGUAAACGCGGCAAACAUAAAGCAGCUUUCCGGGCCUGAAAAGUUACCGGGUGGGGCCUGUUUCUCGAAAGUCCCGGUACCUUUUCGGGCCCGAAAAGCUGUUUUAUGUUUAAAUUUACCUCCAGGCUCGAAACGUUACCUGGCCUUUCGAGAAACGGGCUCCAAAGAAAGACAGCAAAGCCUGUGUGAUCAACCGUGACAGUCAUUAUUUUUGAAAAAAUUCCGCGAAAUUUCCCCGUCCUUGAAACAGAUCUUUUGUAAAAGACCAGAACACAGUAAGGUAAAGCCCUGACACUUUUGUCACGCACAAGAUUUUUGCCAUCCUCUUCUCACUUAGCCUCCCACCCAGGGGAGCUCGUUUUUCGUCCUUCCCCACAGGAGGGAUGAAAAACGGGUUCCCCUAAAGAAGCCUUCGCGGGAGGCUACUUCUCACUUGACGGCUGUGCCACUAGUGCGCCCACAGUAAAUAAUAAAACUAGUCUAUUCUCUCGGUAAUGUAUUGCACCGUGGCGCGUGUAUCGUGAUCUGUAUUGUAUAGUGGAAAAACGUAGCGAUGCAGCCCUAUUUGGAGGCAUAUAAAUAACUUUAAUUUAAAUGACAAUUUCUUCUUUUGUUUUCAAAGGAUCCACAUGCGUUAGAAAUUGCCCUUGACGAACAAGAAUCUGACGUUAAAAGCAGAAUCCCCGAGGGAGCAGAGGCGACGACUGUUCUUGUUGGUACAUUGGACGAGCUUGAUCACUCAGUAUUGGCUUUUGUUCGUCUCUCCAAGGGCUGUAACCUGGGCCAGGUCACGGAAGUGUCCAUCCCUGUUCGUUUCUUGUUUGUUAUGCUGGGCCCAAGCGAAUAUAAAGAAUCAUACUAUCAGAUUGGUCGCUCUAUUGCUACAUUAAUGUCAGACCAGGUAGGUUGAUUGAUGAAUAGUGAACGCCUCAUCCUCUAUUAAGACAGACACUGGGGAAUAGUUCUUAAUAAGUAAAUCAGUCAGUCAAUCAAUAAAGAUGUCAUUCAAUCAAUCAAUCAAUCAAUCAAUCAAUCAUUCAACCAAGUAUUUAGUGGUAGCAUAUCAAAAAAGUGCUGCUUUGUCUAUCUCUUCGAUCGGGAUGUGUUUCCUUGUUAGUUUAUAAAGGGUUUUAAGACAGAGAUAAUCCAACAAAUAAAUGAAAUUCGACGAUAAGCACCCGUGUGGACAAAAUCCAGACUAACCUUGACCCAAUUAACGAAGCAACAACAAAACUUGAAAGAUGAGAUAGAUCUUAAAAAUAACCUUCAAAAUACUUCACAACACAAUUCAUGAUUUGUCUUACUUUCCAUUGCGUUCCAGACUUUUCAUGAUGUUGCAUAUGCCGCUGAUUCUCGCGAGCAGCUGUUAGGAGCCAUUGAUGACUUUCUUGAGGACGUUGUGGUGUUGCCACCUGGUAACUGGGAUCGUAACGUCUUGUUACCCAUCCUUAUCGCGCAAAGCAGAGCCAUUGCGGUCAGGAGAAAGAUGGCUAAAGCAGGUAGGGAAACGGCCGUAUGCGGUAGAGUAAACCCAUUCAUACGAGCUGUCUUUUUAUGCCCUUUGCAGUUGACUGUGAAAAGUAUUUUUGUGAUUUUCCAUUCUGCUCUUUUGCAAUACGCUAUAUAAAUGAAGCCCUUGUUGUGUAACACGUAUUACCUUUUGGCCGUGUAGAGUCUCCAGCCAUGUUUCAGAGUGUACUUGGCAAUUUUGGCCAAAAAAAUGAAAUGAAAACCUGAUUGUGAAAAAUGUAUUUGGGUCCAUUUUGCAAUUGCAAUGUGAAUUCUACGAUCGUCUUUUUCCGACGUACGAACAUCAGGUUUUAUGACAAAUUUCGCCAGUCCUAACAAGUCUUUUCCUUUCUCCAGCCUCAUCUUCACACUCGGAAGGAGACACCGCCCUACAGCGAACAGGCACCUUUUUUGGAGGACUCUUCCAGGACAUCAAGCGACGGGGGAAGUUUUACAUGAGCGAUUUCUAUGAUGGCUUUAACUUGCACAGUCUGCUUGCGUCUCUUUUCCUUUACUUCGCCUUAUUUGCCACAAAUAUUGCCUUUGGUGGUCUUCUUGAAAGCAAGACGGAGAAGUUUUUGGGGGUGACAGAAGUUAUUAUUUCUGCUAGUGUUUGUAGCAUUAUUUUAGGGCUUUUUGCGGGACAACCGAUGAUGAUUAUUGGAGCCACGGGUCCUAUGCUGGUCUUUGAGCAGAGCAUUUACGAUGUAAGUGUACAGCUUCUUAGUUGUAUACCAGUAUUACAGUAGAAACCCGGUAACUCAAACUCUGAAGGGAAACGAAAAACAGGUCGAGUUAACGGGGAAUUGGAGUUAUCGGAGUAAAUUUCAGUGAAAUUUGGAUCAAGGGGAAGGAAAUUUAGUUUGAGUUAUCCGAGUUGGUUUUAUCGAGGUUCUGCUGCACUCUAAUCCAAGUGCAGUAACCUUCUCCCCCCUGUCUCUCCUUUACCCUCCCCUCCCACCUACCGACCUCUCCUUAGUUUGUUAAGUUGAUCGCCUUGCUUCGAACAAGUUGUUGACACAAACUUUGGCUGAAACACUGACGCGAAAUUUUUUAAUCACGUAGUGUACCUAAGCAAAAGUAGAGAAAUCGUGCAUUCACCUUUGUGAAAUAGAGCUUUAUUUCUAUUUUCCCCAGAAAGAGAAGAUAAGUCUUUGCUAGCCCUGACAAAUGGGUCAUUUUUAGAAUUUCUGAUUAAUGAGUCGUAGAUAGUGAAUCACCGAAACUAAAGCACUUUUCCGGCAAAUCAAAAAUACUCGUAGAAAUCUAAAUAAACCAAUCAUAACUCGCAAUGUAUACAUAGAGCUGGUGUGGCUGGCCAAGCGCGGGAAUCACACGCAAGCGCGUGACGGUGACGUCACACAAUGACGCAAACAAUGUUUUAAAAUACUCGUAGAAAUCCAAAUAAAUCAAGCAGAUCUCAAAGUGUAUUCAUGAACCUGGUUUGUCUGGCCAAGCACGGGAAAAGCGCAGGCAAGCAGGUGACUGCUUAAAAGAAAAUGGCGCUGGGUUGUUUAGCCAAUGACAAAGAUGAAACGUAACAAUGCGAAACCAAACAAUUUUUGAGUAAAUUCCUAACGAUACUGAAUUCAAAACCGCUCUAUUUUUUUUUACCGCAUUUCAGUUUUGUAAGCAGUUUGAUGUAGAGUUCCUGACAUGGCGAUGUUGGAUUGGGUUCUGGGUUAUGAUAAUUCUGUUUGGUGUCGUCGCCUUGGAAGGGUGCUUCUUGAUCAAGUACUUCACUCGCUUUACAGAGGACAUUUUCGAGCUUCUCAUAUCUGCAAUCUUUAUCUAUGAGCCAAUCGCACUGCUGUAUAAGGUGAGUCUUCUUUUCUAGGUGUACUUGUGGACAUUGAGUGAUUUCAAUUUUCAAUGGACAAAAACCUUGUACCAGAGUAAUUUAAACAAUAUCGCAUUCUUUUUUGCAUUUUUCAAGAGCUAUGGAUGUAAUUAGUUAUCUGUAGUAACACCAAAGAAAAUUUCUCAUGAGAGCUCGAGAAAAUAAAGGUCAAAUCUUACAAAAUGACAUCUUACACAUGAAAUUUUCAGAAUUUUUCCUGUGUUCUCACAAUUCUUUGGUGUUAUUACAGAUAACUAAUUGUAUCUAUAGCCCUUGAAAAAUGUAAAAAAGAAUGCGAUAUUGUUUAAAUUAUUCUGGUACAAGGUUUUUGUCCACUGAAAGUUAAAAUUACUCAAUUUCCUAAUGGCUUCCGGCUCAAUUAUUUUGUUGUUGUUGUUGUGGUUGCAGUUGUUCAAGAAGAAUCCUUUGACCCGACAAGGAUCAGAUAAUGCAUCUGGCGCCAAUGAAGUGGUGCAAGGGGAACCCAACACAGCUUUGCUUUCCACUAUACUAGUCAUUGGAACUUUCUUUCUGGCCUACUACAUGCACAAGUUUAGGACGAGCCACUUUUUCGGAAAGAGGGUUAGUACGAAAACUGUUUUUUUUUUAAAUUUGUAUGGAACUGUUUUUGUUUAUUGUUAACCUGAGAUCAGGCCCAAUUUGAGCGGUUCUCAUACAUUCUCUCUAACGGCUACCAUGCCCGCCGGAAUGUAAUUUUCAAAGCGAAACGAAAAUAGAGCCUGAUCUCAGGUUAGUUUAUUGUGGUCUUCUGUAGAAUAGUCAGUUACUUAAGUUUUAAUGACACCAAGGUAGACGCUCUUAAAUUAACUAAACUUGUAAUCCCAUUGCUCAGUAGCUCUCAUCACUGGUUAUACCUAAGAAUUUCAUCAGGAUCAAAAGUUAGAACCAGCUUGAACAGCUUGGCAAGCAGAACCACAAGAAUGAACUGCUCAGUAGUUUUUAUUUGAAUGGUAACGCCAUAGGAUUUCAUUCACAGACUAAAAAGUAAGAACCACCUUGUACAGCAUAAUAAACAUUACCACAGGAACGUACUGCUCAGGAGCUUUCAUUUGAAUGGUCACACCAUAGGAUUUCAUCCACAGACUCAAAACUUACAACUACCAUGUGCAAGACAAUAAACAGUACUACUGGAAGCUACUGCGCAUGCCUAGUAGCUUUCAUUUAGAUACACGUCAUCGCACGAUUUCUUCACAGCAUCAAGGGAAAUUAAUGCUGCAGUAGUUUUGUGUAGACAGUGACACAGUCAUAAUUUUCCAACUUGCACUGACUCAUUCUUACUGUUUUUCCAGGGCAGACGUAUCGUCAGCGACUCCGCCGUUGUAAUCGCCAUGGUCAGCAUGGCUAUUCUCGAUUUUGUUCUGGGCGACAAAGUCAUCACUCAGCAUGUCUCCAUCGACGACCCGCUGAAAAAUGGCUUGCAGCCGACCUAUCCCAAUAGAGAUUGGUUUAUCAACCCUGGCGGCAUGAAAAAGAGCAUGUCGAUGCCGUGGAUCUUUGCAGCCAUUAUCCCUGCAGUCUUCGUUGGCAUUUUGCUGUUCAUGGAGACCGAAAUGACCGGCGUUCUCUUGAGCAAGAAGGAGCAUAAACUUCACAAGGGGCCAGGUUACAAUAUGGACCUGGUCGUCGUGGGCGUGUUGGCGUUUGGUUGUUCAUUGAUGGGAUUGCCAUGGAUGUGCGCUGACACAGUGCGAUCGGCUUCUCAUGUGAAUGCACUUUCCAUCUGGAGUACUUCGCAUGCGCCUGGUGAGAAACCGCGACUUCUGGAAGUCAAGGAGCAGAGGGUCACUAACAUCAUCAUACACGUUCUCACAGGUAUGUGUGGGCCCGGGGGGGGGGAGUACUGCCGUAUAUGGGCUAUAUAGGUAUGUGCCCGCUGUGAAGGGUAUGGUUUUCAAGCAGUUUGCCCUGGGAUAGAGUAUCUAAAUCAGGGAGUUGGGUAUCAUUUUCCAGGAAACUGAUCUAUUGGUUGAAGAUUUUAGUCUACACUAGGGAAACCGGGAAUUGCCACCCAAAAAUAUCAAAAAUCGGUUUUAUUUUGGCUGGACUGUGCUACUGACCUCAGUAGUUCCUGGAAGUUCCAGGGUCCCAGCGGCACAUCCCCCCGCAGAUGUGAGGCCGCCACCCAGAGCGUCCUAGCCUGAGAAAACAGCCAACAUUUUGCAACCUCACCACUGGCUUCCCCGCGAAAUGACGUCCGAGGAACGACUGCAGAAAUUCUAUACUGAUGACGUAUAAGUACCCAGAUCUGGGUAGUGCUUCUGAUUGGUUGAAGGAAAUUUCCUACGCGACACGACCAAUCAGAAGCACUACCCAGGUCAGGGUAGUAGAAGUGAUACGUCACCAGUAUAGAAUUUCUGCGCUCUUUCCUAAAGAGUUUGUUACAGUAUUGAAAGAAGACUAACUAUCCAUGUAAAUGUACUGUUGAGAAUUCGAGGGUUUUUUUUUUACAAAACAUUCGAUGUGGAGUUCAAUUUUAAAAAAAUCGUUAAGUUAACUGGAAGGCAGAAUGGUAAGAAGAAGUAUCUUAAAACUUACUCCGUCUGGCAGUCUCGACUUAAAGCUAAGAGUUUUGUUACAAGUGCAGUGUGCUUGUUGUGACUUAUCGCACGACUAGACUUCCGGAGAUUCCAUCGGAAUCGAUGCUUUCAAUGGAUCCGAUAGACUCCAUCGGACGACUUUCCGACCCUCCUUAAAGUGUUGUUUAAACUUCCGGUUUCUUCUUAUGACUAGACUUCCGGUAACUCAAGUAGACUCUACUGUACUUCCGGUUUCAUUUUUCGACUAGACUCCAUUGGACUCCAGGGCCCAGGUUUUCGAAGGCCGAUUAGCCCUUAACCCGAGGUUAAAUUUAACCCUGGUUUCUUUUUCUUAUGUUCAAAAGCAUUUUCUCGGAUAAUUUUCUCUGUUAUUUUUAGAGCUUCCAAUCAUCAACUUGUAGACAAAAAUAAUUAAAACUGAAAUGCUUUUUAAGCUUUCAAAUCUGAAUUCAAAUCUCACACUAACCCUGGGUUAUCUUAACCCAGCUUUGAACAACUCGGCCCAGGUUUUGUCCACUGGAAUCUAGUUGGGAGCCGAUUGGACAUGACUGCUGUUUUUAUUGUAUCUGUCCGUCCUCCAGGUUUCCAUGUUCAUCUAAUGCAAUCAUCGUAUGAAUUAGUGCACCGUAAUUUUCACUAUUUUCAAUUCCCGUCUGUUUCAGGUCUGUCCAUUUUUCUCGCACCUAUUAUUAUACUCAUUCCCAUUCCGAUAUUUUUUGGGGUUCUUCUGCAUCUUGGUAUAUUGUCACUCUCUGGACCGCAGAUGGUGGAAAGGUUCGUUAUGAUGUUCAUGCCACGCAAACAUCAUCCUGAUGUCGGAUACGUUAGAAAGGUAGGAAUUUCCGGAACUUUCGGUUUCAUCUUAUGACUAGACUUCCGGUAACUCAAGUGGACUCGACUGUAUUUCCGGUUUCAUUUUUUUCCUAAUGUAUGAUACGUUAGAAAGGUACGAAUUUUAUUGGAAUGAUCACACCACGGGGUCUUGUGCACAGGGUCAACAGUUCUGUAAAAUAAACGUUAGCGCUUUAUAAGAAUAAUUAAAAAUCAUUUGGAAGAAAGAUUAGAACAAGGGAAGCCAAUGUAGUUGGAAAGUAAGUAUCUGACGUGUGCUGUCUUCGGUUUGAGUGGGAGGAGCUACAAUCUGUGUCAAAAUUGUUGAGACAUUGUACUCAAAUACUUAAAGGAACAAAACAAUCCACACCCCUCCCCCUCUCCUCCAUUGAAAGUUGGGGUGUUUGUUGUUUUCUCAGCGGCACAACAUUGCAUGGAGAGGAUGGGGGGAGGAAAUGCUUUAUUUUGCCCUUUCGAAGUCAGUUAGUCGUCAGAAAGUGUCUCGACUAAUUUUGUCGCCGGUUGUGGUUGCUACAUAGACUGAAGUAAAACGAACUACGCUUUGAUCCUGGGAGUGGUGGUACUCCAGAUCUUGAGCCUAUUUCAGACCAAAAAAAUUUCAUAUUCUAUACCCGUAUUCAUUUGGAAUUGAAAUGAGAGAUGCGUUCAUACACCCUAUACCCGAAUCUACAAUUGUAGCCUGCGUUACCAAAGUGGGCAAAGUCUUUGGCCGUUAGACCGAAACAGGCCAAAAACCGUACCCCUUAAUCCCCCAGGGGGAGGAGGCAGCGGCCUUUUAUGCUGUUUUUCAGCCGUGCGUCGGCUGCCAGGAAGGAAAUCCUGAUUUUGUUCCUCACAGUUUUUUCUCUUCUACAGGUUCCGACGAAAAAGAUUCAUUUAUACACAAUCAUUCAAACACUCGCUUGGGCUUUCUUGUUUGGAAUCAAGUUGUCGCCUCUUGCUCCAUCUUUUCCCUUCUUUAUCAUCUGUCUGAUUCCGCUGCGAAAGCUGCUCGGAAAGUUUUACGAAGAGCAUGAGCUCGAAGAGGUAAGUUUAUGAUAGAAAGCGCUUGACGACUUUUUCCGCCUUUGUCCCUCGUUCUGUCGGGGAAAACUAACUAUAAUUUGUAUUGGAUAAUUUUGGCAGGCAUAGCAUUAAAACCAGGUUUCAAUCCAAGUCCAUCCUCGCCAUCUGUUGCAACAGACGAUAGGAAACAGUUUCAAUGCCUAAAUAUAUUCUUGAAUUUCUAAACUAGAUCGUUAUUUUUGGAAUUCAAUUGGCGGGAAAAUACGUUUUUAUAAAAAUAACAGAUAGUAAUAGGGCUUACUGGUCGUUUCGAUACAAUUGGUUCAGUCAAGAUGUAAAUAGUUUCACGUACAUGUCUUAAAGAACGAGAAAUACUCAGCCCAAAUGUUUUUCUUGUCGUGCAGUUUCACUCACUGCUUGAGUUCGUAUUGAAGCGAUUCGUCAACUGAUUCGUGCCGAUACGGUUUCCGUAAUGGGUGUCUAAGAGCUUUUUAGACGUCUACGUCCUUAAAUUUCGCUGAAAUAACGUAUUUUGAUUGUUAAAUUCUCUUUUUAUCCAACAGCUCGAUAAUUCAGAGUCGGAAGGUGAAGACAGCGAUUUUGAACUGUAA
This is a messenger RNA of Porites evermanni, 9051 nucleotides long. The record is from the annotation of a GenBank genome assembly. Lineage: Eukaryota; Metazoa; Cnidaria; Anthozoa; Scleractinia; Poritidae.